AUGGCUGCUCAAUCAAAGCUCGGCAGCACUUACGAAACGAUGCUGGCAGAACUCUUCCGUCUGAUGGCGGACUGCAUGCCGUUGGAAAGUGUCCGUUCUUUCCGUCUCACCGCGCGUGCUGUGACGAACUCCGUUGACGACGUCUACCUUUUCACCCGAUUUUAUGCCAUUUUUCCAGAAUUGCGGAAAUUCGGGGACGACUUUGCCCUUGCUCUCGUCCGAGCUCGUGAAGACCACUCCAAAGCCUGGAACAAUUUCCUAACGGAUGGAUCCGGGUUAAAGCUUAACAUUCAUUCCUUUUUCAAAACGGCAAUAUUGAAAAGAGACACAACCAUGAUCGCGUGGAUUUUGGUGGCGGCAGAUCAUCUGAAAGGCAGCGUGCGCUUUCACUUUGGACGGGAGUGUUGCUAUAUGACGGUCGCAGACGAAUGGUACCUUGGAACCCAUAUGGCGUGGACCUUUUUACGAAACGCGUGGGCCGCCGUUGAUGGGAUUGAAGGACGAUUUCGGGGCACGGGUGUUUGGUUGCAUUGGUUGGGUGAAGUCGUUUGUAAAUUGCCAGAUGAAGGAAAGGAGACAGCCUGUUUUCAUUUCCUACGGAAAUGUCUCCAUGACAUGGUGAAGAGACCUUGGGACAGUGCGGACGUUCAAAUCUUCCUUGACGCUUUCGAAGGGCGGGCGCAAUCCGGACUCACCGCGCGAGCCAUGGAUGCUGCUCGCGGCGCGGGUAUCACAUUCGAUCUGACCAAUUUGCAGACGCACUACUCGCACAGGGAUUUUUUGAAUGCAGAUAAGGGCCGACGUACUUCAUCGCACCGACUGGUGCUUCCAUGGAUAAAGAUGCAUAGUCAAUGGGAUGGGGUAGAUAUUGUGCCAUCGAACCCUAAAUCCCUCCACGACCGAGCCCGUGGCGUCCCGCGCGACGUAGGCGCGCUUCAGACCGAGCACGUCGGGAGUGACGGUGAUCGUCCCGUCCACCGCCGUCUCGUCGUCGCCCUAGGCCGCCAGACGUACGAAUUCGCCUACAGCGUACGGCCCGGAAGCGCAGUAUCCGGGAUAGCGCUUCCCACGGCCCGGAAGCCUGUGAGUAUCCGGGCGGAUAUUCACAAGCUACACGGCUCGGGUAGUUCCCACGCCUCCCAGCGGCAUGCGGAACAGGUUCCACGCCCGCUACGACCCGGGCGUGGCCCGGCUGGAACAGCGGUCCCGUGUCUGUACAGGAUGGCCCGGGUGGACACGGACGACCAGUACGUGCGCCUUCCACGGAAACUGGUCGACACUGCUUGGAGGUCUCCCUUUCGGUUGAGUAAUCCAUUCAUUCCAUCAUUCCACCGAAGUCCACGUACCGAAGUUGCAAGCUCGUUGUUUCCCAUCGAGGAGACGACACCGUCCAACCUUCAGAAAAGGAAUAACCAUGGGCGGGUCGGAGAGUACGGAGACUACUUGAUGAUUCGACAAGUCACGCCUUUCUUCACGGUUAGGCAUGCAAACGACUCAACCGCCGGGCAUCCCAGUUUCGGUGGGGAAAUAAGCGAUUUACAGUCAGGGUUGUCGUUUACCCUGGAGGAUCAUAGUUAG
Molecule: messenger RNA, 1578 nt
Organism: Fimicolochytrium jonesii
Lineage: Eukaryota; Fungi; Chytridiomycota; Chytridiomycetes; Spizellomycetales; Powellomycetaceae
Exons: 5
Coding region: 1-1578 (525 amino acids)
Source: RefSeq, a predicted model, not a curated record